Cydia strobilella is the source of this 1631-nucleotide messenger RNA. Its product is annotated as putative inorganic phosphate cotransporter. Gene Ontology annotation, molecular function: transmembrane transporter activity. Lineage: Eukaryota; Metazoa; Arthropoda; Insecta; Lepidoptera; Tortricidae. Gene Ontology annotation, cellular component: membrane. The record is from RefSeq and is a predicted model, not a curated record. Gene Ontology annotation, biological process: transmembrane transport; monoatomic anion transport. The annotation marks the transcript as partial. The transcript is spliced from 11 exons.
UUUUUUUUUAAAUGGCGAACACGAAAAAGAACCAACUUUACGGGAAAGUGCCAGUAAAUGAUGUGAUAAGUGAAAAUGAAGAAACCCAUGUACCUUCUUACGGCUAUGGAAUCCGUCAUGUUCAAGCCGUAAUUCUCUUUAUCUGCAUGUUGGUUGGUUAUAUGGCAAGAACCCACCUAGGAGUCACCAUAGUAGCGAUGACCAAUGAAAAAUCUUCAUUUAAUAUGACAGUUCUGGAAGCAAAUGAAACAGAACUAAAUACAACUGAUGCUUUGGAUUUUAAUAUCACUGACGCUGGUCAUGAAAUACAUGUUUCAAACAGUAGUAAUGAAGGCAGCAUAUUAGGGAAUGUUUAUCGGGUAAAUCGGAAAGUUUUAAGUUUUAACACCACCUUCCAGACGUACGACUGGUCAAAACCUAUACAUGAAUUGAUCUUGGGUGCUUUCUUCGUGGGGUAUGCCAUCGCCAUGUUUCCCACCGGCAUGAUCUGUCAACGUUUCGGUGGGAAGUUGCCACUUCAGAUAAGUCUGCUGAUAAAUGGAAUAGUAACUUUAGCGACUCCGUCCGUUGCUGUUUGGGGUGGCUGGAAGGCCGUGUACUGUUGUCGAGUCAUCCAAGGAUUAAGCCAAGCUGGUCUAUACCCAAGUGCUCACUGCCUUCUAGCCAAAUGGGUCCCUGUCAGUGAGAAAGCCACUAUUAGCAGUUUUGUAUACACUGGAACCUUAUUAGGCACAGUGAUUGCCUUUCAAAUAGCAGGGUUAUUGGCCAAUACUUCUGCAGGGUGGCCGAGCACCUUCUGGAUCACAGGCGCUUUGUGUAUAGCGGCUUGUCUUAUGUUAACUGUCUUCGGCGCUGCCAGCCCUGAUCUUCACAAGACUAUCAGCGAGGAUGAGAAAAAUUUCAUUUUGGGCAAGAUUGAUGAUGGCGUAAAGAAAAAGACUGCCAAGGCACCUUGGAAACGUAUCUUCACAUCGUUACCCGUCUGGUCUGCAUUCAUUACUCAAUCUUCUUCCGGGAUCUGUCUCGUCUUUCUUUUUACUCAAUUACCAUCAUACAUGCAUUAUAUACUCGGCUUUAACGUCAAAGAUAGUGGACUUCUAUCCUCACUGCCUUAUAUAGCGAGUUCUUUCGCAAAUAUUGGCUUCGGAGUCUUUUCUGACUUCUGCAUCAACAGGGGCUAUCUCUCAACUAAAAAUGCGCGUAAGGUGUGCAACAGUUUUGCUCAUUGGGGUCCAGCAGUGUGUCUGGUGUCAGUUUCUUUCAUACACAAUAGUGGACUAGCGGUGUUAAUGUUAAUUAUGGCAGUGGCACUGACUGCAGGCAUUCACUCUGGAUGGAUGGUUAACUUUAUAGACUUGUCACCUAACUACAGCGGUUCUUUGAUGGCCACUGGCAAUACCUUUUCAACAAUAGGCAUCACCUUUCUGCCCGUUCUUGUAUCUAACGUGGUCAUCGAUGCGUAUGAUCCGCAUCAGUGGCGCAUUGUCCUGUUUGUGAUAGCUACUAUUAUAUCCAUCUGCAAUGCAGUUUUUGUCCUCUUCAUGUCUGCUGAUAAGCAACUUUGGGACCAGAGCGAUGAUGAAGAAAACGCUGAAGCCGAAAAAGCUAUCGAAAUAACGUUAAUGGAAAAA